This is a messenger RNA of Magnolia sinica, 2981 nucleotides long. RefSeq names its product oxysterol-binding protein-related protein 1C-like. The transcript has 10 exons. The record is from RefSeq and is a predicted model, not a curated record. Gene Ontology annotation, molecular function: sterol binding. NCBI's taxonomy places the organism in Eukaryota, Viridiplantae, Streptophyta, Magnoliopsida, Magnoliales, Magnoliaceae. Gene Ontology annotation, cellular component: membrane; intracellular membrane-bounded organelle; cytosol. Bases 193 to 2610 code for a protein of 805 amino acids.
CCGCAUUCUCCUCCCCGUUACCCGUCAAAAUCAAAAUCGUGCCGAUUUCCCCGCCUUCUCUCUCAAUGCAGACAGCAAUCCAUCCCACGUCUCUAACCGCAUGUCUCGGUGACCCCGCGGCCACCGGAAUCUCCUGAUCCCGAUCCUGUUCUCCACUCUUCCAAAUGAUCUGAUCCCCGCCCUGCGGACGACAUGCAUCCGUUCUGCUGCGUGUCAACGGAACCCGUCGCGGAACGGAACGCGGCCACGCCACCCACUCCGUCGCCUGAAUUUCUCGACAUGCCAACCUCGCCUCGAUCCGAUACCCUAACCUCUGCUCCUCGCAGCCUCUGCACCUCCCCUCAAUCCGUCGAUCUUGCUAACGGCCAUGCCCGGCCCCGUCCCCUUGAGGCAUCUCAGCCGUCCCGAUCAGUGGGCCACCUUGAGCCAUCGUCGACGCUGGAUCACCGUGAGGUGAAGCUGAAUGACAUCGUUGGCAACGGCGUCUCCGGAAUUCUCUACAAGUGGGUGAAUUAUGGCAAGGGAUGGCGGCCGCGGUGGUUCGUGCUCCAGGACGGCGUCCUAUCCUAUUACAAAAUCCAUGGUCCGGACAAGAUCGAUCUCAGCCAAGAGACGGAGAAGGGAUCGAGGCUCAUCGGUGAGGAAUCUGUCAAACGCAUGCGCCGCUACAGGAAUGGCAUCUCCCAAUCCCGCCGGAAGCCUGUGGGCGAAGUCCAUCUCAAGGUUUCGUCGAUCCGUGAGAGCCGAUCGGAUGACAAGCGGUUCUCGAUCUUCACUGGGACCAAGCGGCUCCACCUGCGGGCUGAGUCCCGCGAGGAUCGAAUUGCUUGGAAGGAUGUGCUGCAGGCCGUGAAGGACAUGUUCCCACGGAUGUCGAACAGCGAGCUCAUGGCCCCGGUCGACAAUUUUGUCUGUUCGACAGAUAUGCUAAGGCAGCGGCUAUUGGAGGAGGGCCUGAAUGAGGCGGCAAUCCAGGACAGUGAGCAGAUUAUGAGGAAUGAGUUCGCUGAACUGCAGGACAAGCUGGUGCUUCUCAAGCAGAAACAAUCGCUCCUCAUUGAGACCCUGCGCCAGCUAGAGACAGAAAAGGUUGAUUUGGAGAAUACUGUAGUUGAUGAGAGCCAAAGGCAGUCAAAGGAAGAUAGGUCUGCUUCAAGACUGAAGAAUGACAAAUGUAGUGAAGGUAGUAUCACAGAAUCCGAUGAUGACAAUGAAAGACAAGAUGCCGCGGAGGAAGAAACAGAUGAUGAUGAAAAUGCAUUUUUUGAUACACGCGAUUUUCUGUCGUCAAGUUCUUUUAAAAGUAGUGAGUCUGAUUUUCAGAGGUCGUCAUUUGAUUCUGAUGAUGAAGAGCAUUAUGCCAUUGAUUCUGAGAAUGGUAUUGAUGCUUCAAUAAGAUCUAUGGGAUUUAACUACCCUUAUGUUAAACGACGAAAAAGAUUGCCCGAUCCAGUUGAGAAAGAGAAGGGAGUCAGCCUCUGGUCAAUGAUUAAAGAUAACAUUGGAAAGGAUCUUACGAAAGUUUGUCUUCCUGUGUACUUUAACGAGCCUCAAUCUUCUUUACAGAGAUGUUUUGAAGAUCUGGAAUACUCGUUCCUAAUUGACCAAGCGAAUGAAUGGGGUAAAAAGGGAAAUAGCCUUAUGCGGAUUCUAAAUGUUGCUGCAUUUGCUGUAUCUGGAUAUGCUUCUACAGAAGGAAGAAACUGCAAGCCAUUUAAUCCACUUUUGGGGGAGACAUACGAAGCUGACUAUCCAGACAAAGGCCUACGUUUUUUCUCAGAAAAGGUCAGUCAUCACCCAAUGAUUGUUGCGUGCCACUGUGAAGGCAGAGGAUGGAAAUUUUGGGGAGAUAAUAAUCUAAAAAGCAAAUUCUGGGGUCGUUCAAGUCAACUUGAUCCUGUUGGUGUUUUAACUCUCGAGUUUGAUGAUGGUGAAAUUUUUCAAUGGAGCAAGGUCACAACGUCCAUUUACAACCUUAUAUUGGGGAAGCUCUAUUGUGAUCAUCAUGGUACCAUGCGAAUAGAAGGAAAUCAUGAAUAUUCAUGCAAGCUAAAGUUUAAGGAGCGGUCAAUCAUAGACCGAAAUCCUCACCAGGUACAAGGUAUAGUCCAGGACAGGAAUGGAAAAACGGUGGCCACACUACUUGGAAAGUGGGAUGAGAGCCUGCAUUAUGUGUUAGGCGAUCACUCUGGAAAGGGCAGAGGAUUGGAACAAUGGUCUGAGGCCUGCUUGCUCUGGAAGCGCAGCAACCCAUCUCAGUUCCCCACCAGAUAUAACUUGACACGCUUCGCCAUUACACUGAAUGAGCUCACACCCGGAUUGAAGGAGAAGUUGCCCCCCACAGAUUCAAGGCUAAGGCCAGAUCAGAGGUGCCUGGAGAACGGGGAAUAUGAUAUGGCCAAUGCAGAGAAGUUGCGACUGGAGCAGAGACAACGACAGGCGAGGAAGAUGCAAGAGCAGGGUUGGAAGCCACGGUGGUUUGCCAAGGAGAAGGGAAGCGAGACGUACCGGUACAUUGGUGGUUACUGGGAGGCUAGGGAGCAACACAAGUGGGAGGCAUGCCCCGAUAUCUUUGGCCAAGCGUCGACCACUGAUCAAAUGUUGGUCUGAGAGGUGAGCCAAAGGCUGUGUGACCCGUGACCAUUUGCCUUCUGUUUUUCUUCCUCUUGUUGAUCUAUUCUCUUUUGGUUCUCCACGGAUUGGAGGAUCUUGAGAUGCUGGUGGCCAAUGCGAGUGCUCUCCAUAUUUUGAGCAGUUGAGGUGCUGAAUGGCAGUGUAAUACGUGUGGAGCUGAAGGUGUCGCUGGCAAUGUAAUAGAAGUAGUUGUUGGCUCUCUCUCUCUCCGUGAACAUUUUCCUGUGAGGAAAAAAGAAAAAAGAAAAAAGAAAAAAAAAGUAUUAUUUUCUGAACAUUUUCCUAUGAGGAAAAAAAAAGUAUUAUUUUUUCAUAUUUUUCAAUAUUCAAUCCAGUUUUCAUUCUCA